UAUCUUGCGACUAGGAGAACACUUGUAUUCAAAACAUGGACAUGACAAGACCAAACAUGAGUACAUCAGACAAAAAAUGCGAGAAAUGGGACGGUUACUUCUGCGCUCACGGGAAGCAGGGACACUGAAAAAAAUGGAGGAUUUCUAUGUACCUUCAAAUUUCAAGUUUGUGGUUCAAGCAGUAAAGGAUGUGGCUGGCUUUGAUGAAGACAAAAACAUCUACAGAGCUCCAUCAUUGGCUCUGAAACUGGGCCAUAGUCUCAAGAAGAUUGCAGAUAUUCUUGAGUGUGAAGCAAAGAUGGCAGAUUUUCAUGAUGAGGAAUUUCUUAAGAAUCUGAAGAGAAGCCGGGAUCUUUAUGAGAAGAAAUGGGAUGUGUGCGUUUCAUCUCGUGCCCUGCAAACUCUAAAAGAAGGAAAAUGGAACACUCCUCAACUCCUCCCUUUCACCGAGGAUGUAAAAACCAUGCAUAUGUAUCUUGAUAGGUACAGAAAAGAAUACCAAACCAGACUUGCCAGUGAUCCCAAUAAGAAGAACUGGUCAAUGCUGGCCAAUUUGACUCUUUGCGAAGUGAUACUGUUUAACCGCAGGAGAGAGGGUGAGGUAUCAAAAAUGCCACUAACUGCAUUCACCCUGCGAGACACUUCAGGAGUCCAUUCGGAUUUGGCAGUAGGACUUUCAGAGUUGGAACAAAAACUUUGUCGCCAUUUCCAGCGCAUUGAAAUAAGAGGGAAAAGGAACAGAAAAGUUCCUAUCCUCUUAACACCAGACAUGCUGUCCUCAAUGGAAGCCUUGGUUUCACAUCGGCGGGCCUGUGGUGUGUCUGAUGAAAAUCCCUUUUUCUUCUCUAGACCUGAAGCAGACACUCACUUCAGGGGAUCAGAUGCCAUCAGACAGAUUGCAAAGGAAUGUGGAGCGAAGCAUCCAGAAACACUGUCCUCAACUAAGUUGAGAAAGCACGUGUCCACACUGUCCACAGUCCUAAACCUGAGAGACAAUGAGAUGGACAUCCUCGCAAAUUUUCUAGGCCAUGAUAUCAGAGUCCAUAGGGAGUACUAUAGACUGCCUGAAGGAACACUUGAGUUGGCUAAAGUCAGCAAAGUGCUCAUUGCUCUAGAACAAGGCCGACUGUCAGACUUCAAGGGAAUGAGCCUCGAUCAAAUCCAAAUUAAUCCCAAUGAAGAAAUGCAGGAAGAUGUGGAAAGUGAUCUUUCAGAGACAGAUGCAUCAAAGGAGUCAUCGUUCAGUUCCUCAACAUCGA
Haplochromis burtoni (Burton's mouthbrooder) is the source of this 1259-nucleotide messenger RNA. RefSeq lists its product as uncharacterized. The record is from RefSeq and is a predicted model, not a curated record. Gene Ontology annotation, molecular function: DNA binding. NCBI's taxonomy places the organism in Eukaryota, Metazoa, Chordata, Actinopteri, Cichliformes, Cichlidae. Gene Ontology annotation, biological process: DNA integration; DNA recombination.